Messenger RNA from Oikopleura dioica, 336 nucleotides. NCBI's taxonomy places the organism in Eukaryota, Metazoa, Chordata, Appendicularia, Copelata, Oikopleuridae. The record is from the annotation of a GenBank genome assembly.
AUGACGCUUAGAGAAGAAUGCAAAUAUUCACUCUACUUUAUUCUGCUGAUGCUUGGACAGAGCAUCGCCACACUGUAUGUACUGAUGUGGAUGGUCGGCAUCUUUCUGGACUACAGGGAGCAGUUGAAAUCGAAAGCAAUUGUUGAGUCAAAAACAGCGCUACAAUUGCCGCAAACUCAAGAGGAACUAUCUCCCAUCCCCGGAAAAAAAGAAGUCUUCUCAAGCUUUGACACGGGAUCUGUCUUUGUUGGAAUGCUGAUUCAAACUUUUCUACAGUGUUUAAUCGCUCGGCAAUACAUCCUGGAAUUCAAGAACCAUCGCUUCUUUCUCUUCUAA